This is a messenger RNA of Saprolegnia diclina VS20, 855 nucleotides long. RefSeq names its product TKL protein kinase. The record is from RefSeq and is a predicted model, not a curated record. The transcript has 4 exons. The coding region runs from base 1 to 855 and encodes 284 amino acids. Gene Ontology annotation, molecular function: ATP binding; protein kinase activity. NCBI's taxonomy places the organism in Eukaryota, Oomycota, Saprolegniomycetes, Saprolegniales, Saprolegniaceae. Gene Ontology annotation, biological process: protein phosphorylation.
AUGAACGCACUGCUUACGCCUCUCGCCUCCGUCCUCGACACGCUGUGCACCCCGGACGAAGGCAUCGUGGACGUCGGGAAAGUUCUCGACAUGCCAGUGACUGCGCCGUUUACCGCCGUCCAUGCAGGCACGCUGUGGGGUGUCGAUGUGCUCAUUUACGUACUACCUCUCGACACCUUGCCGGCGACGAUGCGGUUCCCCGUGCGCAUGGGCUCCCUUUUCUUCGGCGAGACGACCGAGGCAAGCAAGAUGCUGGCGCUGCGCUGCAUGAUGCACAAAGAACACGCCUUCUACGUGGUCACGGAGCGUACUGCAAACGGCGUCUUGCGCAGCCUCUUGGAGAGCCAAACGCUCCUGGACGUUCGCAGCAGCCUCCAGAUCCUGCUCGACGUGGCCAUAGGCAUGCGUUACCUCCACGACCGCGACAUCAUUCACCGCUCACUGACGGCGAGCUCUGUCCACCUCACAAAAUUUGGCGCCAAGAUUGGCAGCCACACGUUUUGCCGCGAAAUCGACACGCGACCGAUGACCAACAUUGGGAUUCCAUUCUACGCCGCGCCAGAAAUCCUCGUCGGCAAUCAUGUGUACACGGAGAAGGUCGACGUCUACAGCUUUGCAAUGCGUACGUAUACUGCCACGUCUCUCGAUCCGUAUGCCAACGUGGAUGCCCCCGAGGCCAAGAUCUUGAAGUUUAUUGUCCAGCACCACUACCGCCCUGUCUUUGUCCGCACAUCCGAGUGGCCCGCUGCCUUGUUCACACUCAUGGAGAAGUGUUGGCAUCCUGAUCCCCAAGAGCGUCCGUCAUUUCCCGUGAUUGUUGAGCGCCUCGAGGCGAUGCUAGUGGAGCAAGCAUGA